Molecule: messenger RNA, 755 nt
Organism: Dunckerocampus dactyliophorus (ringed pipefish)
Lineage: Eukaryota; Metazoa; Chordata; Actinopteri; Syngnathiformes; Syngnathidae
Product: dynein light chain Tctex-type 3-like
Exons: 5
Coding region: 160-498 (112 amino acids)
Biological process (GO): microtubule-based movement
Cellular component (GO): cytoplasm; kinetochore; cytoplasmic dynein complex
Molecular function (GO): dynein intermediate chain binding
Source: RefSeq, a predicted model, not a curated record
UCCCGUAGAUGGCACUACUGAGCCAAGUGUCCUCAUCAAGUUUUUCUCCUCAGCAGUCUCGUUGCCUGUUUGGAUCCGACGGCAAUGCCCUGUUUUCGUCUUUGUUUUUCCAUACCAGCAAAUACUUAACAUAACACGUUAACAUCCCAAGACGAUAGGAUGGACGAAUAUCACAACGAGGGCUCGUUCAAUGCGGAAGAAGCCGACAGCAUUGUCAAAGAGUGUAUUGAGAAUGUAGUGGGUAACGAGGACUACAACCAAAGUUUGGUGAACAAAUGGACCUCCGCUAUAGUAGAGCGCUGCCUCACACAGCUGGUCAAACUGGGGAAACAGUACAAGUUCAUAGUUACGUGUGCCCUGAUGCAGAAAACUGGCGCCGGCCUGCACACAGCAAACUCCUGCUACUGGGACACGGCCAUGGAUGGAAGUUGCACUGUGAGGUGGGAAAGCCGCACCAUGUACUGUGUGGUCAGUGCGUUUGCCGUGGCCAUCGUGUAGCGUGGUGACAAUGACCAAGAGGCACAGCACAGGGCCUCCAUGUUCCACUUCCACACACCGGCUGUGACUUUAUACCCCACGGCAGCAGCUUUCUGUAAUGUGUAUCAUUUUGAAAAUCAUUUUUAAAAAAAUGGGACUGCAUGCUGCAGCUACACUUGUGUUCAGUCUGUUGCCAUAGAAAUGCUUAACACAUCAGAAGGAAUGCUUGUCUAUUUAUGAGCAACUCAUCGAAUGAUUAAAACAAAAUGCAUGUCCAA